GUCAUUUUUGUACAACCAUCUUUUUUUGGCUGAUGAGUUAUUUCAAGCCUGUUUGCUUUACAUAUGGGGACUUUGUGAAGAUGCACUUAAUCUCAAAACUGAUGUUGAAGAUAAGGGUAAUCCAUCUGCUGUAUGUCUUUUAAAGCUGGAUCAUUCUCGAACAUACUCUCUGGAUGAAUUUUGUGAAGAACAGUCACAACAAGCCACUCAGGCACUGAAACAACUGGAAACCAUCAGGGAUAAAGCAAUUUUAGAGAUAAAAAGCACAAUCUUAAAGGUUGCAGAAAAGAAGGAGAUUAAAGAAUAUUUUGAAUCAAAAGUUUCUGAUGUUGACCAAAAACAUUUCAAACUGCCUAAGUUCCGGCAUUUACUGGAAAGAAACCUGAGGUUUCUGAUGCUGGUUGACUACAUAUUUCAAGAACUUAUCCGUCAGCUUAUGAACAGAGCAGUCACUCUACUCUUGGAAUUAUUCUGUGGUUCUGCCAGAAUGCCAUGCUCAGGGGAAAAAAGGAAUGAAAAUCUCAUCAGGUAA
Messenger RNA from Castor canadensis (American beaver), 532 nucleotides. The record is from RefSeq and is a predicted model, not a curated record. NCBI's taxonomy places the organism in Eukaryota, Metazoa, Chordata, Mammalia, Rodentia, Castoridae.